AUGGGUUGCCGAUCCAUCCUCACCGUGGCCGUUGUCGCUGCUGGCUUGUUUGGAGCUGAUGCUAGUCCUUGUAAGCCGGCGACAUCGACUGCUGUUUCCGUUGUCCAGAGCGAGGCCUUGUCGACUGUCGCUUCCGAGGUUACGUCUUCUGUCUUGGUCGAGACUUCUUUAACACUAUCAACCGAGACCACGUCUACUGCUGAGGGUUCGUCUUCGACGAUCCUUGAGACUAGCCUGACUACUCUGGCUGAGACCACGGCUAUUGCUGAUGCUACUACUUCCUCCGCCCUGAUCGAAGAGACUCCUACAACCCUUGCUGCAAGCACCACCACUAUCGAAGCGGAAAGUUGCAUCGAGACCCAGGUCGUUGUCAACCCAGGCUUCGACGACAACAACGACGGGUCCCCUUGGAUACAUGAUGGUCAAGUGAAAAGCGAUUACACCCCUUCCAAUCCGAACAACCUAGAAGUAACAGUCUAUAACGGUCCGCCCCAGUCGAUUUCGCAGACCUUACACAACAUCAAAGCAGGCGAAUACCAACUUUCCUUCCGCUGGCGUAUUACUUGGGUGGAUAAUGAUUCUGGCAGCUAUAAUUGUUACAUCAUACCCAGGAUCGGAACCAGUCGACUGCUCUCCGUGUUCGCCAACGAUCCAUCGGAUAUGUAUGCUCAUUCGACGGGAUUCUGGCCUGCUUUCCAGGAUCUCGACGAGGUGAACUUGUCACUCCAGGUUGUGUGUACUGGUACUGGAGACUUUAGUAGUGUCAUCUUCAAUUUCGAUGACGUUACCCUGACAAAAGUUUGCGAUGUUGAUCUGUAA
Molecule: messenger RNA, 819 nt
Organism: Fusarium coffeatum
Lineage: Eukaryota; Fungi; Ascomycota; Sordariomycetes; Hypocreales; Nectriaceae
Exons: 2
Coding region: 1-819 (272 amino acids)
Source: RefSeq, a predicted model, not a curated record